Messenger RNA from Pectinophora gossypiella (pink bollworm), 3953 nucleotides. RefSeq lists its product as uncharacterized. Gene Ontology annotation, cellular component: Golgi apparatus; plasma membrane; extracellular exosome. NCBI's taxonomy places the organism in Eukaryota, Metazoa, Arthropoda, Insecta, Lepidoptera, Gelechiidae. The transcript is spliced from 6 exons. Gene Ontology annotation, molecular function: amyloid-beta binding. The record is from RefSeq and is a predicted model, not a curated record. Gene Ontology annotation, biological process: negative regulation of amyloid precursor protein biosynthetic process. The coding region runs from base 106 to 1005 and encodes 299 amino acids.
UUUAUUUAUUUAUUUAUGUCAUGUUAUCGGUCGAUAGCGGCCUCUCAUUUCGCGCAGUGAAUUUGAGUACCGAUUUUUUAUUUAUUUAGGUCGCGAUCUACUAUUAUGACCGUUCUAACAAAACCAAGUAUUAUCAUCAAAAAGCCAGACGGCACAAAAUCUCCACUAGUGGUCGAAGACUCGACUUGCGAUGAGGAGAAAGUAGAUAUCUACCCGGAGGCGUCGGCGCCGGAGUACCACCGCCACCGGUCCGCCAGCGCGCUGCUCUGCAUGUCGCUGCUGGCGGUGUCGGUGGCGGUGGCCGGCGUCACCUGCGGCCUCAUGCUCUACCGCCAGUACCUGCGCACCGCCACCAUGCGCCGCUACCAGGGGUUCUGCUCCAUACCCAUUCAACCUGACUUGAUACAAAGCGGGCAACUGAUCGAGCCACGAUACCGCGAGCACGCUGUGAUGCCGCUGCAGUGGUCAUCGGAGCCGGACGUGCAGAUCUUCAGCGUGGACAACGGCGCCAACGCGGCUGACGUGGCCGGCGCGCUACGCGAGGAGUUCGACGUGAACGCGCGCGUUGAGACCAUCCGCGUUUACGACAACGGACGCACCAUCAGCUUCAUGCAUGACUUUGAUGACAACGUUACUGGUAUUAUAGACAACGACCGUUGCUUCGUAAUGGACCUGGACCCGAUGCUGGUGUUGACACCGGACAUGCUGGUGUUCGGCAUCGAGCACGGCGACGAGUUCGACGUGUCGCGCGUGCACUCCACGGUGCGAGCCGUGCUGCCCGCGCUGGAGGAGCUGGCCCGCCAGGCGCGCAUGCUGGUGGAGCGCUGCUACGGCAAACCCACGUACCGCCUGCAGAAGGAGCCCGCCAGCGUCAUCCGCAAGCGCUCAAUCGACGGGCUGCCUCACGACUACAUCCACUUCGCCGGGAAGCACAUCCAAGAGAUAGAGAUCUCCAACCUGGCUGACCUGCUGGAGUACGAGCAGGAGAAGGCGGCUGCGCAGUAGAUCUGCUGCCCGCUAUAUGCCCACUACUUGAACUGUGGAUACAGGAUUCGGGCAAGCAGACUUCGGAAUGGCAGACAGCGAGUUGAGGCUGUUUAAGGUGAUAUUUUGCCUAAGAAGAAUCUCUUUGUUUCUUGUUUUUAAUAUAUUUCUAGACAAUAAGCGAUUUACAAAAAUCACUUAAUUGGCUAUAGCUCAAAGGGCUACCUAUUAUUACCCGAAAAAGCAAAUUUGCCAAAAAAAAAGAAUAUAUAAAAGUACGUAAAAGUAUUUCUAACUACUAAGUACACAUACAUUCCUAAACAAAAAUAAAUAUUUUUUAAAUUUUAGAUCUCAUAUUUUUUGAAUUAUGAAUCAAAUCGUUUAUCAUUUUUUUAUAAAUAUCAAUUUGGUUUCUUAUUUUUUUAAUUAAGCAAAUUGUGGAAAAGUGACGUAAAGUUGGUACAUUCUUGUGUCCACAUGUCAAGUGUGAUAUAAAACAUUAUUAUUAGCCAUCUAUAUUAGUUAAACUAGGAUAUGACAUAUAUUGCAUUCGUCUUUGAUCAUAAAUGUUAAGUGUCCAUAGAUUUUGACUUAGCAUAUGUCACAAUAUAUAAAAAUAUUUUAAUCGACUAGUAAUAUAAUUGUGUAUGCAAAGUAAUUUUGCUGUAUUUUGCACGUAAUGUAUUUAUAUCAAUGCAAUGGUGUUUAUCAUUUAAAUUUAGUGCCGUAAUGAAGCAUUUCAUUUUGUCGUCAACGACAGUUUAGCAUUUCAUUUCAGAAUUAUGUUACCUCGUAUGACGGCGCCCUCUUGUGUUUACAAGAUGCACGUGAACUACACACACAGCUGUUUAACGGGCACUUUGUUCACAAGCAAGUGAUGUGUACAUCAUACUCUCUUUAUGAGGCGAGCAUAAUCGAGACAAGUAUCGGUUAAAUUCACCAUCAAGACCCCCCGAUACAGACAAGUCUGCUAUUGUGUAUCGCUCCAUUUUUAAGAUAUUACGUUGUACACAUUGAAGACUUCUAGAAAUGUCUGCACUCGAGGCCAAAGUGACCGCAUGUGAAGUAAAGUAUAGACACCUCUCCUUAUGCUUUCCUUUUCCAUUGCCAAGUGACUUGCCUCCAGUGCAGGGACGUGACGGAAGCUGCUGAAUACGGGGAAAGUGAGCCCGUAGUAAGAUAGGGCCUAUGCCACUAGCUAGUUAGGCUUGUUCUUUCUAGCGCCACGCGCACUGACCUCGCAUUCCAAGAGUAUGAAAUCCCGCUAUGGGCAUAACUCUAAACUGACGUGUCUGAUUACAAGGUGAAAGCAAGCGUAUGGUAAUGUCUUGUCUGUAUAUACUACCAUCGCCGCUCAGACCUGAUAUACGCCAUCGCGACGUCACUGUCUUUGUUUUCAGAAAGUUAGGGAGAUAUUGUUCGCAUCCCGUUAUAGAUUUCUGAAAUCGAGGCGCUGGUAAGUGAUAAGUAAAGCCUUGUGUACCACCGUAACUGUAACCUGACUUGACUUUUCUUUACAACGUUUUUCGACUUCAGAGACCUUGAACAGUAUAAUGUGCCCAUCGCGUUGAAUUUCUGUAUUUUUUGUUAUCGAAGCGACCGCGACUGCUUAGUUUUUCUAUAGCGAAGGCAUUCGCUUCGACUGCAAGAGAUAUUAAUAGCAAUGUGCCUACCACGCUAAUGUAGAAUGUUUCCACUGUGAAGCGCCUGCGAGUGCAAAGCAAAGUCCAGCCUAAUACCACGUUUGACUUUUCUAUUGCAACGUUUUGUGCCUCGCUUGGGAAUAUCCUACCAGUCGCACGUAACUUCUCGACCUAUCAGAACUUAAGGCGAAUGCACAAACUAAAGUCAUGUCUAACUUUCUCCAUUGUCCUGACAUGCCUUGAUUUUGCCACAUGAUUCGCCUGUCGUUCUCGGACGUCGGAUUCUGGAGACUUUGUGGGUGUUAUGAUUGAUGAUUAUUGAGGUCUGCAGCCUUCAAUCUUGAUUUGACACUCCCAACAAGUCGCAAUGAUAUACAGGAAAAUCAAAGUCAUAUUUAUUCGACACAGCGUCCUCUUGUGACACAAAAGCGCGUGUUAUAAACGAUCUACACGCAGGAUAAUUGUCCUGGCAUAUUACACCAGUCGCUCUAAACUUGUGAUGUUUGGUUAGCAGGUGAUAAGAGUAAAGUCAAGUCGACCUUGCUAACGUCAUUUUUGGUCAGACUUGGCUUUUACUAGGUUUUUCACCUGAUGCUCAUAUAUCAGGAAGUUAGUGCGAGAUUCUUUUUGUGAUAUUUUUGGCUUCGUAAUAUAUUAUAUUUUUAAGUACAGUAUUUUUGCAAAUGGUACCAAAGUUUCAUGCAUUUCAUAUACACAUAAUGUUAGUUCUAAUCGUAUUGUCGAAUUAUUAUUAUAAUAGGAUGACUGUAAGGUUACUAUAACUCUUAAUAUUAUAUAAUAGUCGUUUAAAUUCUCAACAUUUAGGUAUUUAAAUAAAUAAUCGGACUUGAUGAUCUAUUAGUUUCUCUAACUUAUAUCGUCACCGUAAAGUGGUUGAACAGUUUUAAAUGUUUUACAAAAUAAUGGUUUAAAAUUGAUCAACAACUUGACAAGUAAAUCUCUUAUUUCAGGGAAUUAAUAUAAAAUUACAAUUAUAUUUUUCUUUACAUAGUUAGGUGUUCUUAAUGUUAGAUCAUAUUUAGUCAUAAAUGGAAUUGUAUUUUUCUUUCUUUGUAUUACUAAAAAUGCAGUGGUUUUUUUAGUGACAGUGCUGUGGCGUAACCGGUCUAGAAGUAUCCACGAAUGAAUGAGUUCGCGUCACUAGAAAAACUAUUGUAUUUCUCCUGCACUAUAUAAUAAAUAUAAUCAUGAAAUAAAAUAGAUUACACGAUAAAAUAGUGAACAAAUAGUUUUAGUUGAGAAUUGAUUUUAUUUUAAGCUUACUGCUGUCAUGUUUUAUGCAACAAUAAAGGUUCUAAAAUGUCA